AUGAUUAACAAAGCUCCUAAGAAAGCACAAAAACAAACAAUUAAAAAGUUUACUUUAGAUGCUUCAGGGCCUGUAGACGAUCGAAUUUUUGAUAUCUCAGCAUUCGAAACAUUUUUACAUGAACGAAUUAAAGUAGAGGGUCGAACAGGUCAACUAAGUGAUUCCGUGUUGAUUUCGCGUGAAGGAGAAGGAAAAAUUACAAUAGUCACACAUGUUUCAUUUUCUGGACGAUAUUUAAAAUAUUUAACAAAAAAAUUCCUAAAAAAACAUCAGCUUCGGGAUUGGUUAAGAGUAGUUUCAACGAUGAAAGGGACAUAUGAGCUUCGGUUUUAUAAUGUUGUUGUAGAUUCAGGAAAUGAAGAAGCAUAA
This is a messenger RNA of Pneumocystis murina B123, 369 nucleotides long. RefSeq lists its product as hypothetical. The transcript is spliced from 3 exons. The coding region runs from base 1 to 369 and encodes 122 amino acids. Gene Ontology annotation, cellular component: ribosome. The record is from RefSeq and is a predicted model, not a curated record. Lineage: Eukaryota; Fungi; Ascomycota; Pneumocystomycetes; Pneumocystales; Pneumocystaceae. Gene Ontology annotation, biological process: cytoplasmic translation. Gene Ontology annotation, molecular function: RNA binding; structural constituent of ribosome.